Molecule: messenger RNA, 1569 nt
Organism: Coffea eugenioides
Lineage: Eukaryota; Viridiplantae; Streptophyta; Magnoliopsida; Gentianales; Rubiaceae
Product: malonyl-coenzyme A:anthocyanin 3-O-glucoside-6''-O-malonyltransferase-like
Exons: 2
Coding region: 1-1569 (522 amino acids)
Source: RefSeq, a predicted model, not a curated record
AUGUGGCUAAGGAGUAGUGUGGCUGUGAGGAGGCUGCCUCGAGGUAUUUGGAACUUGAAAGGUGUUGGUGGUGGAGGCAGCGAAGUAUCUGGUGGUGGGAAAAUUGAUAACGGUGGCCAAGAGUUGAGAAGAUCAGUCCCAAUCUUUGUGCAUGGUGCGAGAAUUGCAAAGCCUUUUGCUGUACACUGCAAGUCUGCAACAUAUAGCUCCCGGCAACAUGGUGCGACCGUGCGAGUGCUAGAAAAAUGCAUGGUUGCUCCACCACCAAAUACCAUCCAAGAAAAGUCCUUACCUCUAACAUUCUUCGACCUACCAUUUCUUCACUCCCCUCUUAUUCACCACAUUUUCUUUUGUGAUUAUUCCCACCCUACUUCUCAUUUUACUAAUGAAGUUAUUCCUAAGCUCAAAACUUCACUCUCCCUCACUCUCCAACACUACUUCCCACUUGCUGGCAACUUGAUAAUUCCUUGCAAUUCAAGAAAGCCCGAAAUCCGUUAUGCUAAUGGUGAUUCAAUUUCACUAGCAGUUAUCGAGUCAAGCGAAGAUUUUAGCCUUCUUACUAGUAAUACUGCACGUGCUUCUGAUGAUUUUUAUCCUUUGGUACCGAAAUUACCCCCCUCGGUAUGCUCGUCUUCAUCAGGCGCAUUAUUAGCACCCCUUCUUGCAGUCCAGGUAACCCUUUUCCCAACUGCAGGAAUUUGUGUUGGAUUUACCUUCCAGAGGGUGCCGGCUGAUGGCAAUGCCUGUCACAAAUGUGGAAGCGAUGAAGAACUAAUAGCUAGUGGCUCGCUCCCUUAUUAUGAUAGGAGUGUAAUUGAUGAUCCCAGUGAACUAUCUUCAAUCUUCUGGGACCAACAAAGGAACAAACAGUUUACAAGUUCUCAGCCAGAAUAUGUCCCUACCAACAAGGUUCGAGACACUCUUGUAAUGCAUCAAUCUGAUGUUCAAAGAUUGAAACAAAUUGUCUUGGAAAAAUGCCCAAAAUUAUCGCGCGUGUCAACGUUCACUGUCACAUGUGCCUAUGUUUGGACGUGUUUAAUUAAGUCACGCAGGGCCAGUGGUGAAGAGAUUAAGGAGAAUGAUUUGGAGCAUUUUAUGAUUGGUGCUGAUUGCAGGUCUCUUAUCGCUUCACCAUUGCCAGCCAAUUAUUUUGGAAAUUGUCUUGUUAACUGUAUAAUUACCGCAAAAACUGUUGAACUUAUGCAAGAAAGUGGAUUUAUCAAGGCAGCAGGGUUGAUUGGAGAAGUCAUACGUGAAAAGCUGCACAAUAAGGGUGGGGUGUUGAAUGGGGCUGAAAAAUGGUUGUCAGAACUUGAAGGUCUGAAUCCAGAAAGAGUUGUUGGGGUAGCAGGAUCCCCCAGAUUUGCCGUCUAUGACAUGGAUUUUGGUUGGGGAAAGCCCAGGAAAAGUGAAGUUAUUUCAAUUGACACCACGGGGUCGAUUUCUCUUAAUGAGUGCAGGGAUAGUAAGGGAGAUCUUGAGGUUGGUUUAUCUUUGCCAAAAGUAAAAAUGGAACCUUUUUCAGCCAUUUUUGCCAGUGGCAUCAUGGAAGCAAAAGAUCAACAUUGA